AUGGCUUCUUCCAAGAGAUGGGCUAACCUAAUUUGUUCCAUUGCUUUCUCAAUAUAUUUCGUUAUCAUCAUCUUUCAAGUCCCCAUUUUCAGUGUUCCAUGCAGAAUUGGAAUAUGUAAGACACCAUUAGAAGUGACAUCUUCUCAGUUGAUUGCAAGUGAGGUCUUCCCAGUUUUCAUAGUGAAGGCUCUUCUCUACCCAGGAGCUAUUGCAAAGGCUAUUAUCCACUGGGAACCGUUUCCGAGCUUUGGAAAUUUGCUCGAGCGGCACAAAUUAAAUGCAAGGCCAGUCUCGGCUGCAUCAGAUCUUCAACGCCUAGAGGUUAUAGCAGGAAGUUACUUGUCAGUGGGAGGAGCAAUUAAUGGGUUGAUAAAACCAGGUAGAAUGAGUCUCCUUGGAAUGCUUCUUCUCAUGUGGGGUCUAAUUAGAGAAGUCAUUAUGAGGCAUGCUAAAAGUGUUCAUAUAUAUCCAGCAAUAUACAUUGCAGUAGCAUCUGCAUUCUUUUCUAUUAAAAAAGAUGUAAGGAAGAUUGUUCAUAGUUUUGCUAGAGAGGAAGUUGUGAAGGUAAAGAGGCACUGAUGAAUCAGGAGAUUGUAGUAGCUAUGAUGCACAGAUACUUCAAUUUUGCUGUAGUAGUAGGUAAAAGCACUAGUAUCGUUCAAGAGUAUUGGAGACACUAGGAUAUAGAGAGUUCUAACUUCUAAAUGAUAGGUUAGUUAGUGAAGAAUAUU
This is a messenger RNA of Arachis stenosperma, 731 nucleotides long. RefSeq lists its product as uncharacterized. Bases 1 to 579 code for a protein of 192 amino acids. The record is from RefSeq and is a predicted model, not a curated record. Lineage: Eukaryota; Viridiplantae; Streptophyta; Magnoliopsida; Fabales; Fabaceae. The transcript is spliced from 3 exons.